AUGAGGCAGAAGAAAACGCUGAAGGUGAGCAUCCACGAAAUUAAAAAGUAUUGCCCCUUCGUGAAAAACAUACAACUCUUUUAUAAUGCAAAUGAGAGCAAAAGCAAAGACAAGCACAACAAAAAUAAUGUGGUCCUAUCAGUCAUGUCGAAUCUAUGCCCUGUGGGAAAGGCCAUCAACGAAAAGCGCCUAAUCAUAAUAGACAAUAAAUCGAAGAUAAAUAUUUUUAAAAUUCUGAGAAAGUCGAAUAUCAUAUCGAGGCAGUUGGUGGACUCGUUGGCUGCUCGAAGUGGGACAAUAGAAGUAAAAGCGGAGCACAGGGAUCAGCCAAGUGGGGGGGUUACUGCAGUGGGAAGAACACUUGCUGGUGAGUAUGGCCCUACCGGUGAUGCUCGAGGAACGGAAAGCACCCUUUGUGGAGAAUGCCUGUGUAAGAGCUGGGGCCAACUCCAUCCCCCCCCACACACCAACAGCAACAGCAACAGCGGCACCAACACCAACGGCAAUAGCAACACCCUUAGUGUAGUUGAAAAUACCCCCACUGACUCAUUAACAUGGUCGAAUGAAGCCUAUAAACUAUUCCAAAAACAGUGCACAAACGAACUGAAAGAACUUUUAAAUAAACUCUAUUUAGAUAAAAGAUACAGAGUGUUUACCAUCCUAAACAAAUGCAGAAAGUAUUAUCCAAAUGUGCAUAUCGAAAAUGACAAAUUAUUGCUGCCCAUUUUUUUUCAGUUUUUUCAAAAUUUUGGCUACAAACACUGUGUUGGGAAUAGUGCCUGUAGAAUUGGGGCAGAUUAUGAUGUCGUUGCGGAUGGAUUGAGAAGCAUCUCCCCCAGGAAGGAAAACAAUGAUGAGUGUAAUUCUUCCAAUAUUCGCACAUCUGUUAUGAAGAGAACCAACGACAAAACAGUCGUGUGGUGCUCAAACGAUUAUCUAUGCUUGUCGAAUAACCAAAAAGUGAUAGAAGUCGGAAUCGAAACGCUGAAAAAAAUUGGGAACAGUAGUGGAGGCACAAGGAAUAUUUCAGGUAGUCUACUAAAUCAUAGUCACUUGGAAUAUAUUUUGGCUAAAUGGUUUAAUAAAGAGAGUGCAUUAUUAUUUACCUCGGGGUAUAUAGCAAAUGUGGGUGCAUUAGAAACUUUGGGGAAAUUGCUAAAUCUUGUGUUCGUAUCGGACCAAAUGAAUCAUGCAUCUAUAAUCAAUGGAAUCAGAGAAUCUAGAUGUGAAAAAUUUAUAUUCAAACAUAACGAUAUGCUAGAUCUAGAAAAGGUUCUAAAAAAUCUAAGAACAGAUAAAGAAUAUCAAAAUAGAAAAAUCAUGAUUGUGUUUGAAUCCAUUUAUAGUAUGUCAGGGAAUAUUUCUAACAUUCCACGUAUUGUUCAGCUAGCCAAAAAAUAUAAUGCACUUACCUAUGUUGAUGAGGUUCAUGCCGUAGGACUAUACGGAAAAACGGGUUCAGGAUAUUCAGAAGAAUUAAAUCUAUGUGAUCACAUUGAUAUAAUUAAUGGUACUUUAUCAAAAGCUAUAGGUUCCUUGGGUGGGUUCAUUUGUGCGAACAAGUAUUAUAUUGACGUCAUUAGAUCCUACUCGCCCCAUUUUAUUUUCACCACGUCCUUGACGCCUGUUAAUAUUAACACAUCUGCGGAGGCCAUUCACAUAAUUCAGAGCGACAUAAAUCUGCGAAAUAAAUUUCGCCAAGUUGUCCAAAAGACAAAGGAAAGAUUGGAGCGACAGGGGAUACACAUUAUGAAGAACAACUCCCACAUCGUUGUCGCCUUGAUUAACUCUGCUGAGAAGUGCAAGCAAAUUUGUGACGACCUGCUGACGGAACAUAAUAUAUACCUGCAGCCGAUUAAUUACCCGACCGUUUCGAGGGGAUCGGAAAGAAUCAGAAUCACGCCCUCACCGUACCACACAGAUGAGCACAUUGAAAAACUGGCGCGCAGCCUUUACCUGCUCUUCAAAAAGUACCAAGUAAAUAUGUUUGAUGGGAAGAACAGUCAGGCGCAAAUGAAGCUAUAG
Plasmodium cynomolgi strain B is the source of this 2025-nucleotide messenger RNA. RefSeq names its product 5-aminolevulinic acid synthase. The record is from RefSeq and is a predicted model, not a curated record. Gene Ontology annotation, biological process: heme biosynthetic process. The transcript is spliced from 2 exons. Gene Ontology annotation, molecular function: 5-aminolevulinate synthase activity; pyridoxal phosphate binding. Gene Ontology annotation, cellular component: mitochondrion. The coding region runs from base 1 to 2025 and encodes 674 amino acids. Lineage: Eukaryota; Apicomplexa; Aconoidasida; Haemosporida; Plasmodiidae.